Messenger RNA from Xyrichtys novacula (pearly razorfish), 7980 nucleotides. The record is from the annotation of a GenBank genome assembly. Lineage: Eukaryota; Metazoa; Chordata; Actinopteri; Labriformes; Labridae.
AUGAGUAUACGGAGCACACGCAACAGCCGCCCAGGACUGCAUACGUCCUCGGGGGGCUUCAGCAGCAUGUCCAUGGGAGCCUAUUCCUUCCCCAGGACCAGCAACGGACCCAACCAGGUGGCCCCAAUUACGGCUGUGACCAUCAACAAGAGCCUGCUCACCCCGAUCAAUGUCAACAUUGACCCCACUGUCCAUGCUGUCCGCCAGCAAGAGAAAGAGCAGAUCAAAAGCCUCAACAACCGCUUUGUCUCAUUCAUUGAUAAGGUAAAUGUGUUUUACAAUAUCUACUUAAAGGCCAAACUCUUGUGUUAAAAAAAAACAGUUCUCGAUUUAAUACCUCCUGGUUGUGCCGCAGGUGAGAGACCUGGAACAGCAGAACAAAAUGCUUGAAACCAAAUGGAAGCUCCUGCAGGGACAGACCGCAGCCUCCUCUGAUGUUGAGCCCAUGCUGAAGUCUUACAUCACCAGCCUUCAGAAACAGCUGGAGCACCUCAAAAAUGACAAACAAAGACUGGACAUGGAAAACAACGUCAUGCACAAAAAUGUGGACGACUACAAGACCAAGUAAUAGAAUUAUUCAAUGGAACUAAACUAGAACAGAGGUUCAAACAUUUCAAUGAUGAAGUGCUUACUGAUAAGAUAUGGAGGAGUAAUAUGAUACUUUUGGGCUGUUUCAGGUAUGAGCAUGAGAUCAACAAGAAGAACGACGUGGAGAAUGAGUUUGUCAUUAUCAAAAAGGUACAUUUACCAUUAAAGAUGAGUAUGAUACAUAUUCAUUUAGCAUGCUAAAUAUGUAUAUACUUAUUUUUUUUCUAACUGUGAUUUUUCUCAUGUGCAGGAUGUGGAUGCAGGCUAUAUCUCUAAGGUCGAUCUUGAGGACAAAGUGGCUUUUAUCAGCGAUGAAUUCAAAUUCCUCCAGGCUCUGUAUGACGCGGUACAUAACCAAUCCCUUAACAUCUUAAAAUUUCUCAUAUAUUUAUCAAAAAUUAGAUUUUUCUUGUAACUGUUGGUGUGUUUUUUAAUACAAAUAGGAGCUGCGUGAGCUGCAAGAGAGCUUACGGGAGACCUCUGUGGUGGUGCAGAUGGACAACUCCCGCGCCCUCAACAUGGAUCAAAUCGUGGCUGAUGUCAAGGCUCAGUAUGAGGACAUUGCUGCCCGCAGUCGUGAGGAAGCUGAAAGCUGGCACAAAACUAAGGUACAAAAAACUAAACAAGCCAUGUUAAUCAUCUUAAAUUAGUGAUUGAGCAUCUACAGCAUAAAAAAUGUGAGGGGUCAACAGUUCAGAAAAAGCUCAUAAACCCGUUACAAUUUCACGUCUUUUGGAGUGAAACCGUCCUUGUCAAACCUGAUAACUGAUCACUCCCGUUUCUGCCUCUGUUUGUUUUUCUGACUGCACCAGUAUGACCAGAAGACAGCUGAGGCCGACCAGUACAGCAAUGAGCUGCGAAGCUCCAAGGUGGAAAUAUCUGAGCUCAACAGAAUGAUCGCUCGCCUGCAGAACGAGAUCCAUGCUGCAAAGGCACAUGUAAGUAAAGGUUUAACACAUGCCUGAUAUGUUGGGUUUUUUUUAAAGGUUGAUGUACUUUUCCAUAUGCUGUUUGGGUUUAAAGAAUGUUUAGAUAAUGUAUAGAAUUAAAUUUUAAUAGUAAUUAUUAACAGAUUGCUGAUAGUCUAGAGACAUAUCAAUUGCAAAACAAUAUCUUCAUACUCUAUUCGUGAAGAAAACAAAGUUUAAUGCUUCUCCUUACACUGAAAUGAAACAUCAGUUAUGAGAAAUCUUCACACCUCUAUUCAGAGGAUAACUGAUAUGAACAGUCCUCACUAAAUCCAUCCCUGCUCUAUCUUAGCGGGCCAACCUUGAGGACCAGGUAGCUGAAUCAGAGCGCCGCGGGGAGGAGGCCGUGCAAGAUGCAAAGGUCCGCAUCAGGGACCUGGAGCUGGCCCUGCAGAGGGCCAAACAGGACAUGGCACGGCAGCUCAGAGAGUACCAGGAGCUCAUGAAUGUCAAACUGGCCCUUGACAUUGAGAUCUCCACCUACAAGAAACUGCUGGAGGGAGAAGAGGAAAGGUGAGUAACAGUGGUUGAUCACAGUAUUGGCACUCUUGACAAAACUCAAUGACUGUGAACUGGUGCUAUAAUAAAAAUAGAAGGACAUAACUGUUUCUUGUUAAAACCAGCCAUCUGAAAUACCCAUUAAAAAACAGUAUGAAGGUAGAUGUGGUGUUUUCCUCCAACCUCUAUAAGUUUUGAAUACCUUUCCCUUUCCCAUACGUGACUGUAAAAUCUUAUUUCACUAAUAACUGCAAACCAAGUUUGAGUUUCAUUAGUAUUAAAGCUAAAAAACUUGCAUAGCUUGCACUUGUACAAGUUUAUUUUCCUGUGCUGCCUUCUAACAGCUGUUUACUUUGUUAAUCAUGCUUAAAAUCUGUUUCCUGUUUUCUCACCAACAGACUUGGACAGGAAUCUGUUUUCAACAUCCAAACAGUGCCCACAAAAGGUAACAGAUUAAGUUUUUGACAAAGAUCAAUCGGUUAUAAUCACCGACUCUUGUAUUGUACUCAUAUUGGUGUGUGACCUUUGAUUAAGCUUAAUCUAUCUUGUGUCUUCCUCCCUACAGCGGCCCCAGUUCACACCCUACAGCGGAGAAGGUCAAACCCAGUUCUCAUCAAGACAGUUGAGACCAUUGACAGAACAUACUAAAAAAAUCUGAACUUAAACUGACCCACACGCCGCGGACAUUUAACUCAAAUAAUAACAGCCUGUAUAUGUAGGCCAACUGCGCUUAAGAGCCAAAUGUGUUUGUCAUUUGUGUAUUUACCUUCUGCUUUUGUUGAGUGCUACACUAUUUACCUCAUUCUAUAUUUGAAUAAAGAAAUACUCAAUAACAGUCCAUACUUUUUUUGGAGGGUGGGGGGUCUUCACAAUGUACUGACAAGGGAAAAAGUCCAACCAGAGGCCUUCUUCAAAUUUGACAAGAAGACUCUGUUUAUCUGGCCAAUUGGAGGCCUUCUACAAAUCAGUCAAUCAGAAGGCUCGGUUCAUCUGGCCCAUCAGGAGCCUGCUUCCUGGGGACCAAUCAAUGGGGUCAGUUAAUCCAGCCUUACAGGGACUUGCUUUUAACUGGCCGAUCAGAGACUAGCUUUUAAAAUGAACUCCUUAAUGUUCAUAGACAUUGAGGCCCUUUUAAAGUGAGAGCCAAUUAACAGAUUUUUACAGUGUUCUUUCGUUCUGUGACACACCAUCAUGAUAAACAGUUGACAGUCCAGUAAAAGAUAAAAAAAAUAGACAUUGCCACCUAUGUGAUUAACCCUCCUCCUGUGUUAGGGUCUGCACCAACACUUUAACACUUUAAAGAAACGCUUAAAUUAGCUUUUUAACAUCAAGACUUUUUGACUUUGUCAGGAAUCUCUAUUUCAACAAAGUCAAAAAUUAAAAAAAAAAUUAAAUUGACUAAAUUACAAAGUGCUCUUAUCAAAAUUAUGGCACUUGUCGUGUUAGGGUCGCUGUUGACCCGGUAAGAACAAUAUUUAAUAAUUAGAGCAAAAACUUAAAUAAGUGCACUGGCAGGCACCACACUGACAGUCAGAUCCUCUUCCAAUCAUGUGAGAUUUAGGAAAUUCUCAUUUUGCCAUGUUUUUCCCCGCACAAAAAACAGCCUCGGGCAUGUCCAGACAUGUAAGAUCAAUUUAGUAUAGAUGUCUGUAUGAGGGGUAUACUGACAAAGAAAGGCCCAAAACCGACCCUUAACACGGAGGUUGCUUAGUAAAAGCUAACACAGGAGAAAGGUUAAGUACUUUUAACUGGUGACAGUGUCUGUGGAUUCACUGGGCAAACUGGUGACGUUUAAAUAAACAAUCAUUGGGUUAAAGCGCCCCCUAGUGCGUAAGGACUCUAAUGAAUUUCAGUGCCAGUUGAAAAAAAGGCAGAUAACCAAAAAGGGCGAAAGGGCGAAUUUUACGACAAAACCUCUCACUGACUCUUACUCGCACAUUUUUACCGUAAUUAUCCCAAUGCACGCCGACUUAAAAUGUGAGCGUAGCUAAAAUGUCCGGCUGGCAUUACCGCAGUGUUUGACGUCGAUUUCCUACAGCUCGCCUGUAAGACACAGUCGAGGGUUAAGAACAAUAAGCACUUCCUUAUUGCGUUGGUAAGUUUCGACCGCAGCCACGCUCGAGCCCCAAACCUGACUAUGAUAACAGAAGUCUGACUCCUCUGCGGGCUAUACUUGACUGUGUCUGUUCCUGUUCAUUUUCCUGUACACCACAGCGUUGAAGGUAACUUCUGCUUUCCAUUUCCGUUUCCAGAAAAGACUUUAAUAAUAGGCUACUAGUGUAACGAAACGGAUCUGAGAUUAAACUUUAAUGUUGAGAGCUACAGUUCAAUUCAUUGAUAUUUUCUCUCCACAGUGAUUUACAUUAUGGACAAAAACGCUGUGAAGACUCAUAUCCUGUGUCCAGAGGGCGUGCCAACUCUCCUUGGUGGAGAACUUCCCGCAAGUGUAAUAAACAAGGAUGAUUAUAUUUCACCAGUGACUUCAAGUUCUGACACAUAUGUGGAUAAUGCCAUCUUCUAUGCUCUGUCUGGCGAAUGCAAAACUGUGGUGCUGGUUGGUCCUCAAGGAUCAGGUAAGACCACCAGUCUGCAGAAGCUAGUAUUAGAUUGGGCAAAAGGGCAACACCUUCAAGAGUUUUCCUCAGUUUUUUACUUCCAGCUCAGAGAAUUACAGUCUACAAAUAAGGAUCUUUCCUUGGAGGCGUUGAUGUUGCACCCUCAAGGUCUGAUCCAAUCUGAGUCUUUGCCCUCAGUGUUACAGAAUGCUGAAGAUGUGUUGUUUGUUUUUGAUGAUGUGGAUCAUUGCGAAGAAAGCGUGGAUCCCUCCACCCAAACCCUGUGCUCGAACCCCUGCCAGACAGUGUCGCUGUCUUGCUUGGUGGCCAGCUUGCUGCAUGGAUCCCUGAUGAAAGGGGCGGCUUUUGUAGUGGCGACCAGACCGACAGAGACUCUGAAGUUUUUGGGUGGUACUAAAGUUGAAGUAAAGGGGUUUCUGAAGCCACAAAGAGAAACCUACUUUAAAGGCUUCUUUUCUGACCAGGGUGCUGCUAAUGAAGCACUACAGCACAUGGAAAGAACUCAAGGCUUCUACAAUAUCGCCACCUCCCCAAGAUUUUGUUGGACGGUGUGUUCUAUGUACAAGUCUCUGAUGGAUGCUGGAGCAAAACUCCCUGAGACGAUAUCCCAGCUGUGUGCAAACAUCAUGGUCCAUCUGAUUGGGCCCCUGUCGCUGAGCGAGGACUGCAACAGAGAAUUAGUGCUAGCCCUCGGCAGAAUGGCAUCUCACUGCUCUCUCAACCAGAAAUCAAGGUGCUGCAAAGAAGAAACAGACACCUUUGGUUUUCAGAAGCUCUCUGCACCACUUGAGAUUUUCUUGCAAGUAGAUUCAGAGCGUUCAGUCUUCUCCUUCUACUCCCAGCUGAUGCAGGAGCUCUUCUUGGCCUUAUCUUUCUUUUUGGACAAUUCAGCAUCUGAGGAUAUGGUGAAGAUGUUGGAAAAACACAAAAACACAAAGUUUCUGGAUGGCUUCUUGUCGGCAUUCUCUGAACCGAUUCAACGCAGACCUCUGGAGGUCCUGCUCGGCAAAUUCAACUCGGACCAGAUCACGCAUUUCAAGAGCUGGUUCAAAAGCAGCUCAGAGAAGAUACUGGCGGGAAUCCACGAUGAGCACCACCAUCGCCGUUUCCGUAUGCUCCAUCAGGCUCAAAGUGACCGCUUGGUGAAAGAGAUCGUCACCCCCACAGCAAGAUUAGGCCUUGGCUAUGGAAACCUGAGCCUUGAGGACUGCGUGGCUCUGAAUUAUGUUGUGAUGUGCCUUGGUAAGAUGGACCAGUUGAAUCUGUGCUACACCAGCAAUUUGACUGAGGAGAUUGCAGAAAGGCUGGCUCCAAGUAUACGCUUGUCUCAAAAGCUGAUGUAAGUUCUGAGAUGAUUUUACUGAAGUUAGAAUUUCUCAGACUCCAAUCCAAUACCAUAAACAAUGUUUAGGGUGUCUGCUAAUUCAUCCAUUUUGGUACCAUAGUUCAUUAGCCCUCCCCAAAUAUAGACUUUUACUCAUCUUCCCCAAACCCAACCAUAAAUGUACAUCCAUCAAAAAAUAGAUAUUGUGCAUAAUUAUUUUGAUUUUUUUGUAUAGUACAAAUACCCAGCCUAAGACUAGGAAUCAGAUGUUUAAGGUCUCUAUUUUCAUGUGAUCAGUGUGCAAAUAACAUAUAUUUUGACAUUUUUUUCCCUAUAGCCUUUUGUACAGCUACUUGAGUGAAGGCGCCGUUCCUAUAGUGGCCUCAGCUCUCAGCAAAGGACUUGUCAAGGAGCUGGAUCUCUCUAACAGCUCCCUUGGAAAUGAACAGUUUAAGGUCCUCUGCACUGGGCUCCUCCAGGGCAACCAACUACACCAUUUACAGUAAGGCUUUAUGUUAAAAGUCAAUUCUGAAGAAGAAGUCUCUCAGUUCAGGAUUAAGUUGUUCAUUUUUUUUCUCCUCUCAAUUUACCUAGACUUGUAGGAUGCAAACUGACCGAAGCGGGCUGUGAAGAUCUGGUAUCUCUCCUGAUCUCAGGCACCUCUCAGCUGUGUGUGUUAGACCUCAGGGCUAAUGAGAUCAGAGAUCAGGGCUUAAUAAAACUGAGCAAAGCCCUGCAGAGUCCUCACUGCAAACUGCAAGAGCUGAUGUAUGUAUCUGAAGUAGAAUAGCGUUUUAAGUUUUGGCAGACAUGAAUAUUUUCCUUGUCUAGAUUGCUUUCUGGUUUAAAAAAAAAGAUAUUUUUUUCUCCCCAAGGGUUCAACACAAUACAAUAACUGAUGCGUCCAUUGACGCUUUAUCAGCAGCUUUAUGUUCUGGCCAAUCAGAGUUGAGGAAAGUAGACCUUACAUACAACAAGGUCGGCAACAGUGGAGUUGAAGCUUUGUGCAAGGCUCUGCAGCAUCCUCUUUGUAAACUGCAGUACCUCAAGUAAGUGUGCAACCAAAGCUCACUGGGGCUUUGAAAUGUUGAAAAUUCUUGAAAGUAAAUAAGUAAUCAAACCUUUACAGCCUCAUUUUGUCACCAUUUCUUUUUCUCACGUUGUAGACUGUAUGGAAAUGAGUUUACUGGGGAAUGUUGCUCCUACUUGAGAGACGCUCUGAUGUCAGGGCACUGCUCUCUGGUUGAGUUGGAGUUGUCAUGCAACGAGAUAGGCCAGGAGGGGGCGCUGCUGCUCUGCCAGGCUCUCAGUCAACCUGGAUGUCCCCUGGAAGAUCUCGGGUAGAGUCACGUGUGAACAGUCUGUCUAAGCACCACCUUUAACAAAUAUUUGUCAAUGUUUAGAUCACUUGACUGGUGCAUGUCUGCUUCUCCCCACAGCUUUUGUGCAUGUGACUUAACUGGAGUGGUCUUUAAAGAACUGGGCUUGUUGCUGAAAAGUGGGACCUCCAAACUCAAGUUUCUGAAUGUUGGUUGCAAUAAAGUAGGCGAACAAGCAGUUAAACACCUUUUGGAUGCUGUUGCACAUCCAAACUGUGUGUUGGAGGAACUGAAGUAAGUUUACCAAAAACUAUCUCCUUGUAGCACAUUCAUUCCACAACACUGUCCUUUCAUUUCUACUCUGUGUGCCUUUCUUUCAUGGCAGUGUGGAAAUGAAUGGUCUGACAGAUGCCUCUACCAAGGACUUGUGUGCUGCUAUUAGAGCCAGUCAGACUUUGAAGAGCCUGGAGCUGAGAAACAACUCACUAACUGAUGAAUCAGUACCAGCUCUGGUCCAGGUCAUGCAGGACAACCCCAACAUGCUGGAGAUGGUGUAAGCCUGGGUUCACGUUUGUUCAAUAUAAGCUAUAAAAGAAAACAGAAAAAGAAUCUAACGCUUUUUUUUUUUCUCUUUCAGCCUAAAGUACAACGACAUCUCUGAAGAUGUUUUCAGUCUGAUGGAUGAGUGUGAAAGAAUAAGAUAUUAA